AUACUGCUAGUAAGAGAAAGAUAGAGGAAUCUCCUACUGGUAAAGAACCUGAAACUAAAAUAACCAAGGUGGAGGGAAUAGGUGAUCUCAUUGUCCUCGGCUUACCAUAYCGUACCACUGAGCCAGAAAUGAAAGCAUAUUUUAGUCAGUUUGGKGAGCUGGAUUAUUGUGAGGUUAAAAUGGAUCCCGUUGCCAAAAGAUCAAGAGGAUUUGGUUUUGUUAGAUUCCUGGACGAUGAACAUGCAAAGAAUGUAUUGUCUAUGUCACACAGAAUUCAAGGCAGAUCUUGUGAAGUCAGAUUACCAAGAACAAGAGAAGAAAUGAAUGUCCCAAAGAAGAUAUUUGUUGGUCGACUACCAGAAGGUGCUGCAGAGAAGGAAUUACAGGAGUACUUUGGUCAGUUUGGUGAACUCACGGACGUCUACAUCCCAAAACCCAACAGAAACUUUGGCUUUGUGACGUUCUCAUCUGGUGAAAUAGCACAGUCAGUYGUCCACCAAAAUCAUAGAAUGCGUGACAACUUACUAAAUGUCUCAUUUGCCGAGCCUAAGUCAAAUUCCAUGAAGGCAAUGACCGGUGGGGGUUACCCUGGGAGCCCAAAUAUGGGAUACAACGUAUGGAAUGCACAGUGGAGCAGAAAUCAACAGAAUACGUCUAGCAACACUUAUAAUGCUGCCAACACAGGAACCCCAUACAGUAUAAUGAAUAUGAUGAACCCAGGUAGUGUGCAAGUGCAAUGUUCUUAGCAUCAUGAUUAAGAUCUCAAGAUGGACAGCUAUCUACCUCAUUGAAAUGAAAUAAUAUUCAAGCUAACACAUGGGAUGCUGUAGCUUCGCCCAACUGAGCCACAACCAGAACUCAGUAAUACAAUGUACUUCCUCAAUUAUUCAAAAGUCUGAAUGUGAUUGCACAGAACAGAUUGUUAAUAUUUGUCUUACGUAUAUGGUACUCAUGUCAAGUCCAAUCUUAGAAAAUUAGCUUUGCUCAAGUCUGCCAUGAUGCAUGUAAGCCAAUUUCUCUAUUGGCGAGCCACAAUGCUUCUCUCCAUCACAAGCUUAAAACAAUGUGCAUGUUACUCAGUUUAUUGCAACCUUGAAACAUUUUUAAGAUCAAUAAAACACAUUCAUUGCCAUCAA
This is a messenger RNA of Exaiptasia diaphana, 1136 nucleotides long. RefSeq names its product TAR DNA-binding protein 43. Gene Ontology annotation, cellular component: nucleoplasm. Gene Ontology annotation, biological process: regulation of gene expression. Gene Ontology annotation, molecular function: RNA binding. The record is from RefSeq and is a predicted model, not a curated record. Lineage: Eukaryota; Metazoa; Cnidaria; Anthozoa; Actiniaria; Aiptasiidae.